Adineta steineri is the source of this 2376-nucleotide messenger RNA. NCBI's taxonomy places the organism in Eukaryota, Metazoa, Rotifera, Eurotatoria, Adinetida, Adinetidae. The record is from the annotation of a GenBank genome assembly.
AUGAGUGAUUUGAUUACUGAACGUUGUACUACACUUGAAACAUGGAAACAAAAUAGUGAAUAUUAUAAACAAGAUGAUGAUAUUUUAAAUGAUUUGCAUACUGAAUUACUUCGUCUUAAAUCAUCAAAUAUUGUCAUUUUUCGUCAAGAAUUAAAUAAAGUAGUUACAUUAUUAUGUACUAAUGUUAUUUAUCUCAAUGAAACAAUACUAACAUUUCUUCGUGAUUAUUUUAUUGAAUUAUUUCAACAAUGGCGUGAAUUAACUUAUUUUAAUGAUUCAAAUGAUUCUAAUAUAUUUGAAAAUUUAUCAAUAAUAUUUACAAAUCUGUGUUAUUCUAAUCAAUUAGAGAAAACAUCUUUAAUUGAAGAGUUUUGUGAAUGUCUAAAUACAAUUGCUCGUAUGGGACAACCUAUGUUUACAAAUUCACAUAUUCCUGUUAUCAAUCGGCUACUUAACAGUUAUCUCAAUAUUGAAAGUCAUAAUAAAAGUCAACUUAUCGAAAACUCAUCAUUUAGAGUUGUUAUAAUAAAAUGUCUUUGUGUUCCUUAUACAGUUGAAAUCUUUAAUCAAUUAAAAAGAUCCGCAAAAUCUGAAGAACGUUCUCUACCUGAAACAUUUGUCUUCUCGGUAUUAUUAUAUUACGUUUCAUUUUUGAGUACAAACCAACUUGAACAAAAUGCACCUGAUUUACGUAAACAUUUACUUCCAUCAAUAUAUGAUUUACUUAAUGAUUAUGCAGUAUCACUUACAGAUUGGUCUAAUUCAGCUGUUAAUAUCCUUACAGAUGUAACUACUACAUUUCUUUAUCGCGUAGACAUGACUAUGCCGCACGAUGAAGAUUUUGAAGUACAAGUUUCUAUAAUCAACAUUGCUAUUCAAAUCGUAUUAGGACAAUGUCGAUCAGCAAAACUUCAUAAAAACUGUAUUCAGUAUGUUUAUGCAGGAACAUUGUCGGAUAACACAUUGGAUUAUUUAAAAAGUCAAAAAUUAACACAAACAAUGUUGAAAUUAUGUACUAUGUAUAAAGGUGAAGCAGAAAUUCAAUUUAAUAUCUAUCGAAUAUUGGCAGCAAUAAUGACAGAAGAUGAUAUUAAACGACUUGAUGAUCCAGGAGCUAUAGCUAAAGUAUUUCUUGAUCAUUUAAGAGAAGUAAUGAAUUGGGUAGGAUGGGAAGCACGAUUGAAAAACUUAUUAUCGAGUUUAAAAAUCUUAUUACAACAUGAUCAAAUUCGUGAUGAAGUAUACAAACAAGAUGGCAUACCACUUUUUAUUGAAUGUGCGACUAAGACUAAAUUUGAAGCACUUAUUCAACAACGAGCACUUGAAAAUCUGUUAAUAAUGUCAUUUGAUAAAAAUGUUUGUAAAAAUUUAAAAGAAAAUACUACUUUUAUUGAAUAUAUUACAACAGUAUCUAAAAAUCCUACACAAUCUGAUUUACAACGAGCAGCUGAAAGUUUAUUAUGGAUAUUAACCAAAGAUGAAACAUCAGAAGUCUCACAAACGAAUCAAUCUUCAGAAACAACAUAUGAUAUUAUGAUUAGUUAUUCACAUAAAGAUAAAGAUCUAUGCUUUCAACUUUAUGAUCGUUUACAAAAAGAUAAUUUUCGUGUAUGGUUAGAUCGUGAACAAAUGCAUGGAACACCUUUAGAAGCGAUGUCUAAUGCAAUUGAAAACUCUGAAUUUGUAUUUAUUUGUAUGUCUGAUGGAUAUAAACAAAGUGGAUAUUGUAAAAUGGAAGCAUAUUAUGCAUUAGAACGACAACGUUGUAUAAUUCCAUUAGUUAUGAAAUCCCAAUAUCGACCUGAUGGAUGGCUUGGUAUUGUUGUUACAGGUAGAAUGCGUAUUGAUUUUCCGAAAUAUGGUUUUGAUGAUGCUUAUGAUAAAUUAAUGAUUGAAAUUGAUCGAAAUCGUAAAGAAAAAAAGAUAGACAUGAAUCAAAAUUCUGCACGUCAUCAUGAAAUGCCGUCUGUUAGUAAACCAUUACAUAAUACACAGAUUGUAGAAGAUAAAAAAGUAUUAAAAGCGACGUAUCAAGCAAAAAGUGAUCAUCGUUUACCUUCAAAUAUUGAACAAUGGACAGUUGAUGACGUGCAACAGUUUUUUAUUAAACAACAACUUGAAAAUUUUUUACCUAUCUGUUCACAAAUGAAAGGUACACGUCUUCUUGCAUUAUACAAAAUGUGUAUGACAAAUUCACCAACAAUGUUACAAUCUCUUAAUAAUGAAUUGACUACGAUGGAAAAGCAUGGGGAAAGAAAUGUUAUAGGAAUUGCAGAAUAUUUACAAUUUUUAGAAGAUAUUAAACCUUUCGUGCCCAUUUCAAACGAAAAAUCUGAUGUAACUGUGCCUCGAUCAUCUUUAUGUACACUUUUGUAA